Messenger RNA from Pocillopora meandrina, 2966 nucleotides. NCBI's taxonomy places the organism in Eukaryota, Metazoa, Cnidaria, Anthozoa, Scleractinia, Pocilloporidae. The record is from the annotation of a GenBank genome assembly.
AUGGGAUUCGGUGAUCUGAAGUCAAGAUCAGGCUUAGAAGCCUUGAAUAAAUACCUCGAGGAUAAAAGCUAUAUCGAGGGGUGAGUACUUUUAAUUCAUAUGCGUUUGUGUGUCCGGAAAAUGCCAAAAAUAAAAGUAACUAGUGUUUUAACCUAUCCACGUGCAUGACUCUAGAUUUUAAACCCCGUAUAAUCUUUUGAGAUGAGUAUCUUGACAGAUCACCAACGUUUAAGUGUAACUGAUUACAUAAUAUUCUUCUUACGAGUGAAUCAAUGAGUGAUACCAACAACCACGUACAGAUUUCUUUGAUUAUUCGUGUUUAAGUCGUUUUGCUUAGAAAUUUUUAAAUUAUAUAUAAUUUUUCCUUAUGAGGAGUCAGGCAGUUCUACCGAUCAGCAAAUAUGAAGUUUUCAUCAAGAAAAUUUCAUGUCAACUCAUUUUACGUCGUAAAUCGAAUGUGAUGUAUAUUGGCUGCUGUUAGUAUAAUUUCGUACAUAAUGUACAAAAGUGUAGCAACUAUGAAUUUUUAUGGCUUCAACUAAUGGGUCCAUAACUUUGGCAAAAACGCUAAAGCGGCCUGUUAAACUUAGUGAAGAUAUAGUUGAGUCGCAGUGAUUUUUGGGUUCAGAGGCCAUCACUCUGUUUGCCUGAGCCAAUGAUAAAUUGCUGAUGCUUUUAAGAUUUAUCAACCACACAGAAUGGCACUUGCUAGCAUUUAUGCUCACACUGUCAAUUCCAGUGCGGGAGAGUUAGAUAAUUACUCUGCUGUAAAGCUUACCUUAUGUGUGAAAUAGUGUCAUGGUACUUCUUGAAGUUCAUCUUUUCAAUUACAGUCUUAACAUUAUUGACAAGUGAAAUAUUGCCUUUGCAGCUAUGUUCCUUCUCAAGGCGAUACUGUGGUAUUUCAAGCAUUGUCAGCCUGCCCAUCUGCUGAUCUUCCACAUGCCCUACGCUGGUACAAUCACAUUGCUUCAUUUGGUGUUGAAAAGGCCUCUUUUCCUGGCAGCAAAAAAGAUCUAGGCAGCUAUGGUUCUGCAACAGUCUCAAAUGGUAGUGCUAAAAAAGAUGAUGAUGAGGACGACUUUGAUCUUUUUGGUUCAGAUUCUGAGGUAUGUGAUCCUGAUCUAGAGGUUAAGUCUUUAGGUAUACAGGGAAACCUGUGUUAGGUGAACAUGCACAAGACAAAGCUUCCAUUUAAUAGAGGCAUUGGCUUACUGAGACUUGUGUUUGGGAAAGUACAAGAGAAAAAUUGUGGCCUCCUGUGACCUGUAUCUAUUUGACUUUGAAACAUCUUCCUAAGAAUAUUGUUUAACAUUUAAGAGCUUCUUUAGUUAGUGAACAUUUCCUUUAACCUUUUGAUGUUUGAUUCAGGGUGAUAUUGUAAGGAUUAAAUUAGAUGCUAGUCAUUCUAAGGGGUCAUAGGCUUAAUCCUUUAACUCCCAGGAUCUGAUUGUUAAUUCUCCCCUCUACCUACUACACAUUUCCUUAUAAAUUAGCCAUGAGAACUUGGUAUUGGAUCAAGAUAACAACAUCUACCUGAUUAGUUUGAAUAUUCUCAUUACCUGUUUGCAGGAUAAUGUAAGGAUAUAAGGGGGAGAAGUUUCAUGUUGAUCACUUCUGGGAGUUAAAGAGUGAAACUGUCUCAAAGGGUUCUUUUGUAUUACAAAAACAAUAUUUGUUUGUCAUCACAAAAAUCAUGAUAUUAAGGUUAAGGAAUUGAACAUUUUGGGCUUGAAUUACAGGAAGAAGAUGACGAAGAGACAAGGAAACGAAAAGAGGAAGAGUUAAAGAAAUACCAUGAGAAAAAAUCCAAAAGUAGGUUUAUUUUUAACAGAAAGUUUUCCUUAGCUGGACAAAAACCUUUUUUAUCCCUCAAUAAUCCUUCUGCCCUAGUUAAUUUCCUACUUUAUUAGAUUUAUAAUGCUUUUAGAAUUUGAGUAUUGACACAAGACACUCUGCAGGCUGUGGAGUGCAUCAAUUAGCCACAAAGAAAGAUUGAAAAUAAACAAACAAAGAAACUAACUGGUAUGACUUUCAAGCAAUAACUUUCCAAGUUUUCCACAAUCCAUUCAAAUCCUGUUUAUUUUCAACUAUCCAGUCUACUCACCAUUUUUGUAAAAUCUUGAUACCUUUUUUUUUUUUUUGCUUAGAAAAACCUGUUAUAGCCAAAUCGAGUAUUAUUCUGGAUGUAAAACCCUGGGAUGACGAGACAGGUAUUAAUGUUACAGGAAUCUUCUACUACUUGUGAUAAUUACCAGCUAUAUUAGAUGUUUAAAUAUGCCCACUUAAAUAUGAUACCUUAGGACUGACAGACUCUUGGGUUGUUUCAAUGGUAACUGAUAACUUAACAGUUGGUGUUGUUGUUGAACAAUUUUGCCUGGCUGGGGAAGAGGGGUUUUAGAGUGAAAGAGUGAGUCCAAGAAUGUGAGUUUUAUCCAAAGAGUAGGCAUUCUACCAAAAAAUAAACAUCCAAAUGGCUCAAAUUAUCAGAAAAUUCACAAUCUUAACUUGGUCAUACCUAUGGAUACAUUCUUGACAUGUUAGACAUGCUUUAAAAGGUCUCAUCAGUUUUCAUAUUCUAUGUUACAUUUACAGGUAAUCUGCUGACAUUUUCUUUUAAAAUACCAAACCUGGCAUGAUGAAAUUUUAUGACCACACUAUAUAACAUUCCUGUGCAAUCUAUACUGGGUGGUUGUUCAAAGCCUUAAUAGUUCCCCCAUCUUACCCCAUUAACAAUUUGUAUUCUAGACAUGAAAGAAUUGGAGAGGCUAGUUCGCUCAGUGGAAGCUGAUGGUCUUCUUUGGGGUGCAUCAAAACUCGUUCCUCUUGCAUACGGAAUCAAGAAGUUACAGAUCAACUGUGUCAUUGAAGAUGACAAAAUCUCAACAGACUUCUUGGAAGAGGAGAUCACCAAAUUUGAAGAUUUUGUCCAAUCUAUGGACAUCGCAGCCUUCAAUAAAAUCUAA